AGUAAUUGGUCCAUAACGGAGCUGCCUGCCGAUUGUCAAGAGAUCUUGGAUGCUGGUCAGACAACCAGCGGUGUGUAUACCAUCCUGGACCACUACGCAUGUCAGAUUAUGCAGGUCUUCUGCAGCAUGGAGCCGGAGUCGGGGAAAGGAUACAUAGUGUUUCAGAGACGCCUGGACGGCUCGGUGAGCUUCAACCGAACCUGGCAGGGGUACGCCGAGGGAUUCGGAGAUCUGACCGGAGAGUUUUGGUUGGGCAACCAGAAGCUGCAUAGUCUGACUCGUAACGGGAAGUGGGAGCUGGUUAUCACUCUGAGGGCAUACGAUGGGGACGAGGCCCGUGUUCGUUAUGGGUACUUCUUAAUGGACUCGUCUGAGCUCAAAUACGGAAUUCAUUUAUCUGGCUUCAGUGAAGAGAGUGGAGAUGCAGGUAAUUCACUCCGGAUUCAUCGUAACGAAGACUUCUCAACUCUAGAUAAAGACCAUGACAACACCAACCGGCAUAACUGCGCUGAGAAAUUCCACGGAGGCUGGUGGUACAACCGCUGCGGAAGCUACACCAGCAGGGACUUCAAGAGCAACCUGAACGGCUUGUACUACAACAACGCAACAGUCGAUGAUUACAUGGGGAUACAGUGGGUCACCUGGAAGGGUAAAAAUAUCUCUCUAAAAGGGUGUGAAAUGAUGAUACGACGCGGACCGUAACCGGUGAUCGAAAGGAUUCGUUUUGAAAGAUAACAAUGAACCUAGGGGUGGUAGUGGGGGCGACAGAUCUCAGUUUGGAUUAUUUUGGCAAAAAAAAAAAAAAGACGCCAUCUUCUAAAAACAUAUUGGGGUUUUUCGUUUAGGAAAAUAGUUGAAAGGAGUGGGCUGGGAGGAGGCGGUAUAAAAAA
Messenger RNA from Patiria miniata (bat star), 890 nucleotides. RefSeq names its product ficolin-1-like. The transcript has 3 exons. The record is from RefSeq and is a predicted model, not a curated record. The annotation marks the transcript as partial. Lineage: Eukaryota; Metazoa; Echinodermata; Asteroidea; Valvatida; Asterinidae.